AUGGCAAAGGGAUAUCUUCGUCUUUAUUUCUGGCUCCUUACACCCACUCUCAGUCGUUCCCAAAUACAAACAUUCGUGCCUCCCGGGCAAAACGGAGUCACCUACAGUGUGAACAUACCCGAAGCCACCGCAUCCACGGGCACCGGGCCGAUAUUCUUUCAAUUAAAGUCUACCACCCAACUUCAAUGGUUUGCAUUUGGCCAGGGCGCUCAAAUGCAAGGAGCAAAUCUUUUCAUCGUGUACGCAUCCAGCUCCGGCAAUAAUAUCACCGUCUCCCCAAGACUGGGCGUAGAGCACGUCAUGCCACUGCACAACCCCAAGGCCGAAUUAUCAGUCCUGAACGACAGCGGUAUAAGGAACGGGAUUAUGACAGCAAAUAUCCGCUGCGAUAGCUGCAUCACCUGGGCCGGCGGAAGUGAAGAUCUAACCAGCUCGUCAAGUCCAUGGGUCUGGGCAGUGAAAUAUGGAUCCCCACUCAACACGAACAAUCUAGCAACAGCCAUCACAAUCCAUGACCUGGAAGGGAUUGCAGCAAUAAACCUGAAAAAGGCCACGGGCGGCGCAUCCGAUAAUCCAUUCGCGAGUUCAAACUACAUGACGGGUUCAAGUUCAUCAUCAAUUUCAACCGUCAACACCGGCUCAGUCGAAAGUCGCAGAAAAGCCCACGCGAUAAUCAUGAUACUAGUAUUCGUAAUAUUCUUCCCCUCAUUCGCGCUGAUGCUUCGUAUCGUCCCAAGUUCGAAAAUCGUCUAUUUCCACGCUUGUUUUCAGCUGUUCACGCUUGCGUUGGCGAUCGCGGGGUUUGGAAUUGGGAUUUCGAUGGCGAGGAGUCUUGGUUUUAUACGUAUGUAUCAUCCGAUUAUUGGGAUGGUGACUGUUCCGAGUCUUGUCCUUUUCCAACCUGCCAUGGGAUUCAUUCAACAUAGGUAUUUUCAAAGGACUGGGGGGAAGAGUGCAUUUGCUUACUUGCAUCGGUGGGUUGGUCGGUGUCUUAUAGUUCUGGGAAUCAUCAAUGCUGGUCUGGGCUUUCGAUUGGCGGGUAUUGGGCUUCCGAUUGCGCCUGUUGGGGCGGUUAUUGCGUAUGCUGUCGUUGCUGGGCUUGUUGGGAUUUGUUAUAUCUUGACUAUUUUGCUUUUGAGUCUCAGAAAACGUAGAGUCUCCGAGUCCUCUAGCUCUUAG
Molecule: messenger RNA, 1179 nt
Organism: Penicillium manginii
Lineage: Eukaryota; Fungi; Ascomycota; Eurotiomycetes; Eurotiales; Aspergillaceae
Product: cytochrome and DOMON domain-containing protein
Exons: 1
Coding region: 1-1179 (392 amino acids)
Source: RefSeq, a predicted model, not a curated record